UAGGAGGUGAUCAGUACCCGGGACAGCGAUUUACGUGGGCUAAGUUUGUGUGUGUGUUGGCGUUACACGUGAAAUGUCUUGAUUUCUACAGUGCCGCUGGGUUAAUAUGCAACUCGCACAGGCAUCUAGCUGGACUGGUUGGUUAUAAUCGAGCAGAUUACGUUUGCAAGUCUCAGAGGUAGAGCGACUGAGAGAGGGAGGGCGAGAGAAUGCGUUUUGGACAGAUGAUCUGCGCAGAUUCUGCAAGCGAACCCGACAUUGCAUCGAGCUCUGCGCUCCUAACUUAAUUUUGAAGGCAAGCUUCCUAAACAUUAAUGUAUCUGUUGGAUAAUGUAAUACGGAUGCUAUGGUUACCUUUAUUACGAUCUUGCAGGUGAAUCUAGUGAUGUCCAUCCUGCUGUAUGUGAUGUUUCUUGCUUACCUCUGUGGCCUCCACGCUACAUCAAUGGAUAAAAGGAAACUGCAGAAAGACCCGGUGAAUUCCCUGAUCAUCAAACUCCUCCAAGCGGACAUAAUGAAAAACAAACAGCAGCAGCCAGAGGACGUUUUUGACAAAUACCAAGACACGCAGCAAGAGGGCGACAUUCCGGAGGACGCAGGUUUUUUCGAAAGGAAAACGUCAGCCUACCAGCCGGUCUAUAGCAUUGACGCAGAUUUAUUGAGACAGCAGAAGCGGUAUAAUUCACCACGGGUGCUUCUGAGCGACCGGCCGCCGCUACAGCCGCCGCCGCUGUAUUUAAUCGACGAUUACGUGGGGAAUUCUGAAAUGAGGAAUAAAACGAGGAAAAAGCGCUACGUGGAGCAGAAGAGCUACCGAGGGGAGUAUUCUGUGUGCGACAGCGAAAGUGUGUGGGUCACAGACAAAUCCACGGCGGUAGAUAUCAGGGGACAUCAAGUGACCGUUCUAGGAGUUAUCAAAACUGGCGGCUCGGACGUCAAGCAAUACUUUUAUGAAACCAAAUGCAGGGCAGCCAAGCCGUUCAGAAGCGGGUGCCGAGGAAUCGACGACAAACACUGGAAUUCACAAUGCAAAACCUCACAGACCUUCGUCAGAGCGCUGACCACGGAGAAAAGCACUAUGGGGUGGAGGUGGAUACGAAUCAACACGUCGUGCGGGUGCGCACUUUCCAGGAAAAUCAGGAGAACAUAAUUACACGCAUAACGUUAAAUAACGUUAAAUAUAAAUUAUUCUGUUUUAAGUUAUAUGAAAUGCAUGUAGUGUAUUAUUUUUAUUUUUGUUGUUGUUAUUAUUAUUAUUAUUAUUAUUAUUAUUAUUAUUAUUAUUAUUAUUUUUUAAUGUGGAUAUAUUUGUAUUAUUUAUUAAACAAACUUUGGUCAAGCUUCAGAGAGUAAGGGAUAUCCCAACCCACCCAAAUAACAUCUUAAGGAGAGUUGACGUGCCUUCAAACUCAGUGGUCAGUUUUGGUUCCUUUUUUUUUACUGUGCAGAAUGUGUCUUCUCAGUCAUGUAAAUCAGUAUUUUUCUUCAGUAUUGUGAAUCAUGUUCUGUCUUUUUAGUAAUAUAGUUCACAUCUCAAUCUCCAGCCCUGUUUGCUACAUACAACACAUAUUACGUACAGCUAUUUUCCAAAAUCUUUAUCUCCAAGGCCAAACUAUACAGCAUCAAUCUAGAUUAUUUUUUUUAUAAACACAUUUCAAAAUGUGGGUUUGGAUUUAAUACAUAGACUUGUGUCUUAAAGAUAAGGAAUACAUAACCCACAAAUGUAUUAAUGUUAGUUGUUCUUAUUUUAUUAGUAGCGAAGUGCAAGCGUUAUUGUGAGGGUUAUUGCAAUAUAUGUCCAUUAUUUGUCUCUUUUAACAAAACUUUCAUUUAAAACAUGAUUUGAUGAAUAAAGUAAGGUUAGAAAUCCAUUAACCCUUUCAACAGUUUUGAAAGAUGGCCAAAUCUAGUGCUCAGUGAAAAUAAAACCAAAUAAAAAUAAAAACAUGGUAUAAAGGCAGCAAUAAAGAUUAUACAGGGAGCAUCACAUUGUCUAGUGAUUGAUUCACCUCACUGCGCUACAGCGCCACCCUCUGACCAGGCAUCCAGUGAACUUAAAAACACCUACAUGGCUACAAUAAUCAGGUACUCUAAAUUGAAAAAAAUAUUAAGCCCAGCAUAAAAGUACAAUUUCCUGCUACUUCCUGAAGUAGUUUUUUUGUUAUGCUGUUACAAAGACUUAUUAAACUCAAAAUAAUUUGCCUGUGCUUCAAAAUAAGGCCUACAGAGUUAAAAAAAAAAAAAAAAAGUAAUUGAGAGCUCAGUUACUUAACCAUCAGACACAGUGGGUCCACAGGACCGGAGUUGAAAACCACUGCUCUAACACACCAUGAAGUCACACAUUGUCUACAGCAAUAUCAUAUGCAAUGUGCACGAACCCGAACCCUGACUGCUAAAUCCUUUCAAAAUGAUUCAGAUCCCAGAUCUUAGAAUACAUUUGAGAACUUGCAUUUUAGUAACUUAUGAACUGUAAGCACCCCGUCAUGCUUGUAUUGGAGUUAUUUAAAUCUGCUUAAAAGAAUGAAGAGAAUAACUUACCAAUAGUCAAUUAAUCUGCCCACUAUAACCAUUUCUUAGUAGUUGAAAGUAAUUAAUAGCAAUUAUAAAUGUACUACUAUUAAUAAAAGGGGUUGUACUAGGACUGUUUAUAAGUGGUGAAUAUACAGUACUGUGAAUGGAUGGUUAUGGCAUUAGUAAUUCAAUAAUAAGUAAUACAUUAGCUCAUGCAUUAUAACAUUAAAACAUUAUUAGGGUUCCUUUCCAGUUUGGUGGAUCUAGUUAUUGCUGCCAUUUAAAUUAUUAAAAGAAGGGGGCUUUAUGAAAAGCAACAUCUAACAGGGUAUGUGAGUCUCUUGCUUGCAUUUGUAUCUUUAAAAGUAAUUACAGUGACAGGUUUGGAUCUAGUUUAGUAUUUUUACCAUGGUGGUUUUUAGGUCUGCUACAGCUUAGAUCAAUUGAACAGACAAUGAACUAUAUAGUAAUUGAUAGCCAGCCGUAUUUCACAAAUCUUUACUUCAGGAGUUAUUUAAAGAUUGAUUGGGAAUGUUUUUUAAAUGGAUUCAAAUACAUUUCCACAUGCAUUCACGCUUUCUAGACGGCAGUGGUUUAAAACACGUUCAAGUAUAUCUAAUCUUUUUAUUCUAUCUUUACAUUUUUUUUAAAUAACUUGUGAGUUUUUGCCAAUCUGGGCCCAUGGGAUGUGUCCAUCCAAACAUCAGAAAACAUCCCGGAGAUGGAAAGCUCCCAUUGCAUAACAAUGAGAUCCAUUCCAGGUUUUACUGCAAGCUUAAUAGUGAGAAAUCAGCCUAUUAAGAUCCGAUAAUUGCGGAACAGAACCCAUGUUUAGAUGUCAUUCCAUGCACAGAACGUACUGUACAGCAUAGUUAAAAACAGAUAACCCAUUUUCUGUUUAACAGCAGUUCCUGAGUGCAAUUUUCGUGUAUGUGAUUUCUAAUGAACGAAUGCAUCGCAUAAUAGAAAUCAUUUAGCACAGUUUGAGCAAACUCUUGGCCAAACUGAGAAGACUGUUAUAAUGGUACCACUUUAAAAUAACCACCACAAAUUCCUGAUGAAUUCCGGCUGUACCCCACAGGAUCAACACAUGGAUAUCUUCUGCACUUCCUAUGAGUUCUGAAGUCAUUCAUUUUGAAUUCAGCCCUGUUGAUUCAUGUGGAUUGAAUUGCCCAUAUUCAUUCCAUGUUCCUUUGUAACAAACACUGUUGCUCACAUAUACAAGGCCUGCAUUAAUGCAUGAAUGAAUACUUCUCACAGUCCCCUGGUGGGUGAGUAAGAGGGCAUGAAUUAGUGAAGAAUAAACAUUCAUUAGGAAUGGAUGGAGGGGAAAAUGGAACCUUUUUAAAUCAUGAUGAAUUAACAGGGCUGAAUUCAAAAUGAAUGAUAUCAGAUCUCACAGGAAGUGCAGAAGAUACCCAGGUGUUGAUCCUGUGGGAUUCAGCCGGAAUUCAUCAGGAAUUUGCGGUGGUUAUUUUAAAGUGGUACCAUUAUAACAAUAAGAGACACCCUUUACACAACGUAUUAACUAAGCUACCAAGCAUACCAAGCAUAGGCAACAAGCCCAGCUGUGGCUAAAUCAGCUCGCAGUAAAACCACUCCUCAUCACUACAACCAAAUAUAAGCCUUUCCCAUACAUUCCAAAGAAUGUUUUAAAGGGUGUUCUCUUAUAAACCCAUACUGUAUCAUUUCCUUAAAUACAGCACAGCUUCAAAUGUCAAUUAUAUAUUUUUAUAUCUUGCAAGCAGUGAUGUACAGUAGCAGGAACCGUUCUAUUUGGCUAUUACUUAACAAUAUAGUUUGUGGGUAGGCAACUCCGCUCCUGGAGGGCCAUUCCAUUACAGUUUUAACAGAUUUAAUCAAGUGAUUAAUUACUUAAGGAACUGACCAGGGGUUUCAUUGGUGCAAUUUUAAAGGCCAAAGCUCCCUUCCUCCAGCUAAAUCUACCUUGCAGGAUGUAAACAAACUUAAGGCCUGCUUACACAGGAAGUAUGGAAAAAUGGAUAACACUGUGUUAGCCAGGCUAGCAAUUAUUACUAGAGAUUAUACUUGUAAGAGAUUACAAAAUACAUAUUACUCAAGACUCAAGCCUCAGCUUUCACAUUUUCAGCAUUAACAAGGGAUUUCUGGACAACUGAGAAAAUGGCAUAUUAUUAUCUGCUAACUUCUGUUGAUUAUUGCCCGCAGAAUAUGUAGUAAGCAAAUUGUUUUGUAAACAGAGACCAGGGAACUAUAUAUUAUGGGUAUAAUUCAUUAUCUUUCUAUGCAUAACGUUACAUUUGUGUCUGCCCCAUGAAACAUGUACAGUAGCACUCAAUCUCAGCUUGUUCCAGUAUCCGCCUGCUUACUGCUGGUUUCAUUUGCUGUCUACAAUCCGCAACCAAGCGUUACACAACAGCCAAAGCUGGCCUGUAUCUGUCACAUAUUUGUAUCAUUCCCAUUGAUACAUUUGUGCACCCAGCUCUAAUAUUCCGCUGAUGAUAAUUUGACAGCCCUUUUAUUAUACCAUGGCGCCGCAAUCUCUCCUUCGUACUGGGCGCUCAUUGGGUCACUUCAUUCAUCAGUGAGUUGGAGAGACCGAGUUCUGCAAGCGAGCCAGAUUCCUAACUGAUUGGCUGACAGUCCUAAUUCAGACCUGUUUGAUCUUGGUCUGCUGCCAAUUGAAACAAGCUGGAAUGAGUGUGAAAAUGGAAAUGUGACAUAAAGGUCAUAUGCUUCGAUAUGUUGUUUCAGUUAUUAAACUACCUUGAUUUCAGUGAUAAAGCAAAAUGGGUGUAAAUAGCAUUACAGUAAAACAUACAUUUUUCUAUUCCCAGUGCAUUUAAAAUCAGAUGUACAGGGCUUGGACACAACAUUUUAAAAAAAAAACACCUGCAGUAUUUAACACACACUUUUGUGCAGAUUGACUGCAAGUUACCUGUGUGGCAUUCUGUGUUACAUAAAAGCUGCAUCUCCCUGUUUCAAUUGGACAGCAAAUCAGUAGAGGGGUGAGAGGGGGUCUCAAGAACAGUGACCCUACGGGUCAACAGACGUUACGCCCUUAAGCAGCUCUCCACCCUAAUACAACUACCCUGAAGGAAUUAGAGGCUGAUACUAUGUGAGGUAUGGUCCAAAACAGCUUGCAGACUCGUCACGUCAAAUCAAUGCUGCUCAGUCUGCCCAGGUUAACCCCGCACCCCACUGACACUGUUAAAGAGGGUGUUUCUAAUGUAACAUCCAAUUAAAUUGUACAGAAAUCCAGAUAUGUGUUACUGUUGUGCUUUAAUGAUAAGUCUGUGUGAAGAGGAGUGGGUAGACAAGCUUGAAUAUUUUUUAACUACCAUUUAAAUACAGGAUCAGGGUUACUUGUCAAACAUGUCAAGAAAUUGAAAGUGGUCAAACAGGCUUUCAACAGAUGGUGUCCCAGCUACCGAUUAGUACUGCAUUUCAGAUCCACAAUGUUAGAUCCUGAAGUUGCUUUGUUUAUUGUACACUCUGCAAUAUAAUAUGUCCAUCACCAAAAGACUAUCGUGAUACUUGCUGUAAGUUGGCUAGGUGGAGUAGGCGGUCUCAACCUCACUCCCAGACAGUGGGCAUUAGUUUAAUCCAAAUCACAACAAAAAAAACAGUUUGAGAGAUGCCCAGUCAUGGAUUAAUUUAUAAUUAUAGCCGUGCCAUAACAAUUAUAAAAUACUACUAUGGCACUGCCAUAAACUUUGAUUUAUUUUACGCCGAAGGACCAAAUAGCAAGCAUUAUCAUUAUUUUCUAUUGCAAAUACAUCCGGAUAGAUAAGGGACCUCUGUGUGCCACAUCACCAACAAUUACAGCAAGUAUUGACGGUUACCACCACACGUGUAACCCUUGACUAACUGGGUGAAAUGAUGUCAAUUUUACUGAUUGUAAAUUCGCACAGUAGUUUUGCAGUGUUUUAUGAAAACUAAAACAUUGCAUUGACUUACCAUGGUUACCCAUGUCCUUUAUCAUACUGAGCUGUGAUCUGGCUUUUUUUUUGUUUGUUUGUUUUUUUUACCAGCGCGUCACCAUGCUUUAUUAUACUUGGCUAUGCUUUUACUGUGACGCACUGCAGUAAACUUUUAUGAGGGUCAUGCCAUGACAUCAAAUGCAAUCUGCCUCAGUACUAACGAAUGGGGUUAUACGCUUAUUAUGUUAACAGCUGUGAUCAGAAAACAUUAUUUCAGUUGGUUUUAUAAUAAAAAAAAAACUAUUUCAGGUAAAAAUUACGUAUACCAUCUAAAUUGUUUUGUUCAAUGGCUUCAAAAUACUGGUUUCCUCAAUAUUACAAAACAAAAUUGUCAAAAACAGCAAUAUUAAGGUUUGUUUUUUGAUAUGCUUCAAGGCCAACAUUUAUUAGAAAAUAUUAUACAUUGUCUGAAACUAAUUAGCAGUGUUUUUUUUUUUUUUUUUUAGAUAAUUGCACUGUUAAAAAUGGUUGUUGUUGUUGUUGCUGUGUUUUUAAAAGGCACAACUCCAAAUGUUAAAAUUAUAUAACUUUUUGACACAUUAGGGGAUAGGGCUGCAUGAACCGAUUAUUAUAAUUAUUAUUAUUAUUAUUAUUAUUAUUAUUAUUAAUAAUUAGUCAUUUAGCAGAGGCUUUUCUCCAAAGCGACUUACUGAUUUUUUGAUUAUUCAGAUAAAGCUCUCCACAGGUGAGGGUCUAUGUCGUUGAUCGAGCUACUGUAACAUUCAGAGUGAAACAAGUGAAGAAACAGCUGCUUGGGUUUGUGUGGAUCGCUGUUCUCCACAGAGUCUAAGAAAAGCAGCAAUCAUCACAAAUCCAAGCAGCUGUUUCUUCACUCGUUUCACUCUGAAUAGUGAAUCAGCCCAAUCAACACCAAUGACCCUCACCCGAUUGUCAGCACCUGAAUUCUGUAGAGAUGUUGAUUCCAAAACCAGAUAAUCGAUUUGUGCAGCACUUUUAGGGGAAGUUUCUCAUGGUUAAUAUGCCCCUUUAAAAUGUUGAUGUGCCAAAAAAUAAUAAUAAUUAAAACAAAAUGUGUAUGUUCUUUGCGUACAGUAAAUGACUGUUAUUAAAAUAUAAAAUACUUAUACUAUAUAAUAUUUAAAGCUCUACGUGUCUUAGAAAUGUACAGAAAAGACCUCUAUUUUAGUACAGACAUGUUUUUUUAUGUUUUAUUGUAUAGUAUGUGAUACUGCCUGGUGUGUUUUCCAGUUUGUAGACUGUUGCACAUGUAAUGUUGUCUUAAGAAGUACCUCCUCGAACUCUAAUUGUGGCUGAAGCGCUGCAAACUGGUUUACUGUUUCGAAAAGAAACACGCUUGCUUUCUGAGGCAGGGGCUGCCUGUCGUCUGUGUCUCAAUAUUUCAGAAUAAACGUAUAAUUAUGUUUUGUAUA
Messenger RNA from Acipenser ruthenus (sterlet), 7864 nucleotides. Its product is annotated as neurotrophin-3-like. Gene Ontology annotation, molecular function: nerve growth factor receptor binding; growth factor activity. Gene Ontology annotation, biological process: neuron projection morphogenesis; positive regulation of peptidyl-serine phosphorylation; memory. NCBI's taxonomy places the organism in Eukaryota, Metazoa, Chordata, Actinopteri, Acipenseriformes, Acipenseridae. The record is from RefSeq and is a predicted model, not a curated record. The transcript has 2 exons. The coding region runs from base 347 to 1150 and encodes 267 amino acids.